CGUCUGAGGGCGGGCGCCGCCAUCCACCGGCAGCGCCGACGGGCCGGUCCCGGUGCCGGUCCCGGUGCCGWUCCCAGGGCGAAGGGAGGACACGCCUCCGCCCGGCGGCGGGCGAUGCUCCCCCGGCAGCCCCGGGARCGGUGCCGCCCCGCUCCAGGCACCCCGGCGUCUCCGCCGUGACCGGCCCAUCUCGCCAGAGAGAUGCCUGGGCAUUGGAAGCUCCCUGCAGCAUGCUGAGGAGACGUAAUCUUCUUACCACGCUCCUGAUUGCCUUGCCAUGGGCUCUUCUCCUAACCUUGUGGCACCAGUACCCAACCACCCACUACCUCAGCCUGCUGAGAAAAGAGACAGAUGAGAACGUGACCUCUAAAGCUCUCCUUAAUGGCACRUCUGCACUGAGAGAAGAAGGCUUCCCAUCAUGCACUCGGCAGCAGCAAAGCUUAGGGGCAACACCUAAAAUCAUCCAGAAUUAUGUGUACUCCAGACCUCCCCCAUGGUCAGACACCCUGCCCACCAUCUUUGUUAUCACCCCUACCUACACCCGGCCGGUGCAGAAAGCUGAGCUGACCCGUCUGGCCAACACCUUCCUGCACGUACAGAACCUGCACUGGGUGGUGGUGGAGGACUCUCCACGGAGAACCAACCUUGUAUCCAACCUGCUGGAGAAGGCUGGGCUCAACUUCACCCACCUCAACGUGGAGACACCCAAGAGCCUGAAGCUGGGUCUGUCCUGGAUCCCAUCCCACACCCCGAGGGGGACACUACAGAGGAACCUGGGGCUGCACUGGCUGAGGGACAGCUUCAGCAACACUGCACCACCAGAAGGUGUAGUCUAUUUUGCUGAUGAUGAUAACACYUACAGCCUGGAGCUCUUUGAGGAGAUGCGCUACACAAGGAGRGUGUCAGUCUGGCCAGUGGCUUUCGUCGGGGGGCUGCGAUAUGAAUCCCCAAAAGUGAGCCCAGCAGGGAAGGUGGUGGGCUGGAAAACCGUCUUUGACCCUAAUCGUCCCUUUGCUAUUGACAUGGCUGGAUUUGCUAUCAGCAUCAAGUUGAUUUUGGAGAAGCCUCAUGCSAGUUUCAAGCUGGAGGGAGUUAAAGGAGGCUACCAGGAAACCAGUCUGCUGAAGGAUCUAGUGACUAUGGAUGGGCUGGAGCCCAAAGCAGCCAACUGCACAAAGGUGUUGGUCUGGCACACAAGAACUGAGAGGCCCACUUUGGUUAAUGAAGGCAAGCGUGGGUUUACAGAUCCCAGAGUAGAGGUGUGAGCAAAGAGCCAGCUCCAGGGUAGGCAGAGGGCUGUGAUUGUUCCUGAAGUUCAGCAGCAGCCACAGCAGCUGUGCACCCUGCCUGUCCUGCCCAGCGCUUUGCUCCACUGCUGGAGGAUGAUAAACACUCCCAAAUGUCACCACUCCAAACAGCUCCCACUGCCCAAAGAGGUGGUAAUAAGGAGGGACAGAGCUGAUGUGGUGCCCUGAGAUCGUCCCCACCUAGGAGAGGAGUGCUUCCCUUCCCCACUGGGCCCUGUACUUUUAACCAUUCGUCAAAACGUAUUCGAUGUGAUCUUCAUUCUCAGCUGUGCCAGCACAGAGGCUCAAAUCCAGGAUGGGUGCUGGUGCCUCCAAAGAUCUGUCCUGGCAUGUUGUGAAACCUGAGCAUCAGUGCAGCAGCUGCAAGCGGCAGUAGUUCAAGGACAGGAGGUGUCACUAAAGCACAAACAUGGACUUGUUGGCCUGCGGCUAGUGUGCUCUCAGAACAGCUUUAAAGCAAAGCUAGCAUGAGAAUCUCUCCCUCUGAGGGAUGCACUCAGAUAUGUACACAGUUCAGCCUUCAGUAUUGGAGAGGAAGCUGUGCUGAGGAACCUAAUUUAGGGUUUGGGAGUUCAGAAGGGAUCUGGUGCCGAUGUCUCAGCUCAGAUCUUGAAUUGCUCCCACUUAAGGUUGUUUUGGAAAACACCAUCCAAUAUCCCCAGGCACAGACCCCUCUGGAUGAAGUUCCUCUCCUGCUCAGGGAGACAUGGCAGGUAUUGUACCUCAAAGGCUGUGCCUCCAUGUCUUGCUGCAGAGACC
Malurus melanocephalus (red-backed fairy wren) is the source of this 2066-nucleotide messenger RNA. Its product is annotated as galactosylgalactosylxylosylprotein 3-beta-glucuronosyltransferase 1-like. Gene Ontology annotation, cellular component: Golgi membrane. The coding region runs from base 231 to 1265 and encodes 344 amino acids. Gene Ontology annotation, biological process: carbohydrate metabolic process; chondroitin sulfate proteoglycan biosynthetic process. Gene Ontology annotation, molecular function: galactosylgalactosylxylosylprotein 3-beta-glucuronosyltransferase activity. The record is from RefSeq and is a predicted model, not a curated record. The transcript is spliced from 6 exons. Lineage: Eukaryota; Metazoa; Chordata; Aves; Passeriformes; Maluridae.